CCUCAUCUCCCGGAAUGAAUCAAAGGAAACCCCCGUCUUUGAAAAAGACUUCUUUUGAGUUAAGUUUCUUAUACUGGUACCUUUCUAAUCUCACUACAAUAUGUAACAUUGGUGUUCGAUCUCAAGUAUUUCUGAAUAUAUUCCUCUAUCCACAGAAAUAUACUCUGGGGGAAAAAAAUAGAACAAAUUCUUGCCCUCCUGACCAUUGAACAAGAGACUAAUUAGACAAUGGAGCUAGAAAAACGUCAAAGUAAACUGGAAGGAGGCGUGCAUUCCCAGCUGAUACCUUCGGUUAUUGCUGUAGUUUUCAUCUUACUUCUCGGUGUCUGUUUUAUUGCAAGUUGUUUGGUGACUCAUCACAACUUUUCACGCUGUAAGAGAGGCACAGGAGUGCACAAAUUAGAGCACCAUGCAAAGCUCAAAUGCAUCAAAGAGAAAUCAGAACUGAAAAAUGCUGAAGGGAGCACCUGGAACUGUUGUCCUAUUGACUGGAGAGCCUUCCAGUCCAACUGCUAUUUUCCUCUUACUGACAACAAGACGUGGGCUGAGAGUGAAAGGAACUGUUCAGGGAUGGGGGCCCAUCUGAUGACCAUCAGCACGGAAGCUGAGCAGAACUUUAUUAUUCAGUUUCUGGAUAGACGGCUUUCCUAUUUCCUUGGACUUAGAGAUGAGAAUGCCAAAGGUCAGUGGCGUUGGGUGGACCAGACGCCAUUUAACCCACGCAGAGUAUUCUGGCAUAAGAAUGAACCCGACAACUCUCAGGGAGAAAACUGUGUUGUUCUUGUUUAUAACCAAGAUAAAUGGGCCUGGAAUGAUGUUCCUUGUAACUUUGAAGCAAGUAGGAUUUGUAAAAUACCUGGAACAACAUUGAACUAGAAACCCACAAAGUGAUCCUUGCGAUGGAAAGAGAAAAGAAGAACCAAUUAGAAUGAAGCAGAAUGUACAUGCGUCAUUGGAACACAGAAAACAUGCUGGUUCAUACGGCGUUUUUAGUCAUGAUGGUCUCUAUUUUGUUUGAUUCAUUUGAGACAACAUGUGUGUAUGUGUGUGCGUGUGUGUGUGUGUGUGUGUGUAGAUAAUGUGGUUUUUGUAUGGUGUUUGAUGGAAGGAAUAAUCUUUCUUUGCUUUCUUAGUAGUAUUUCAAGGUGUUUACUUUUCAAUUGGUGUGCACUGAAUGCAUGUAUGGAAGAAUAGCGUGAAUAAUGCAAUCUCUUUGUCAUUUUUCCCCUUCUCAGACUCUUAGCUCUUAAAAUUCAAAGAUGGGAUAUUCUAACUGGUAGUGGUGCAUCAUUUUUAACCCAAAUAUUGCAAGCACUUUAAAGAUUUUAAGCCACAUUUUUAUUGUUUGAUGUUUCAUUUUCAGACUUUUUAAUGUCAGUCAUUACAUUUACAUUGCAUGAGGAAAAUUUUUCCAGAACAACACUGUGGAAUAGUUCUGAAUUAUGCUGUUCUACAGAUAGAAAAAAAGUCCAAAUGCCUUUAAAAAUUUACUUCUUACUCCACCCAACACGUUUUUGCAAAGCAAGAAGUCUCUGUAAGACACCUUAAACAAAGUCCUUCAAUUCUACAGCAGAGGAAAUAAAAUCCCCCAGAAGCCAAAGGGCUCACCUUCACAUUGUUAGUUCAUGACAGACCCAGGUGUGCUUCAUUAGAGAUAACAUACAUUCCCUUUGGUAUCACAGGAAGUUACUGGGGAUUACUCGACCUCAUUACUUAGCUAACGACUGGAUAAAAUUUCUUAAUUAUUUGAAGUAACAUUGUAUUCGUGUUUGCAUUAUUAAUUUGAAUAGAAAAUAAUCACAUUUUCAACCCAUUUAUACAAAUUGUUAAUGUUUCUUUAGAGCUGUAUAACUAUAGUUUGAACUAGCAAGGAAGUUAUUGUUUUGACAACCAGAAAUUAUGCUUUUCUGGUGCAUGUAACAUUAAUUGCAAAGGGCAGUCACAUCCAACUUUAAUAAAAUAUGGUGGUCUUUCUUAAAA
This is a messenger RNA of Gorilla gorilla gorilla (western lowland gorilla), 1980 nucleotides long. RefSeq names its product C-type lectin domain family 4 member D (gene CLEC4D). The record is from RefSeq and is a predicted model, not a curated record. The transcript is spliced from 6 exons. Bases 229 to 876 code for a protein of 215 amino acids. Lineage: Eukaryota; Metazoa; Chordata; Mammalia; Primates; Hominidae.